Molecule: messenger RNA, 1692 nt
Organism: Funneliformis geosporum
Lineage: Eukaryota; Fungi; Glomeromycota; Glomeromycetes; Glomerales; Glomeraceae
Source: the annotation of a GenBank genome assembly
AUGGAAUCCUGUCCUGAAUUUUUAAAAGUUAGCGUUUUUUUUAAAAGAACUUCUGCUUCAAAUUGGGAUAAUUAUGACCUUUACUUCUCAAAAGCAAAAAGGCCGUGUCAAGCUUCUUUUAUACGAGAUCUGUUGUUAAUAGCGAAUAGUCAAGAUAUUUCUUUUUCUCUACGUAAAAGGGCGUAUGAUAUAGUUGAAGCUGUCAAAACUCGUAAAAGAAGCCAUUUUCUGAAUGUGCAGGAGACCUAUCAAUAUAAUCAGGAACGAAAGCGGCUUCGGAUUAACAAUUCAUUAAAAGUGGAAUACGCUAUUAAUAAAAUGAUGACGAAAUCCGUUGCAGAAACGGUUUCGGUUCACAAGAAAAGUCCAGAAUCUGAAGACAACGAUGAUAGGGAAUAUAUAAGAAUUCAACAUUUAUAUAUCGGUCCGAAUUAUUCAAAGGUAUUAACUGGAAUUCAGGAUGCGCGUCAAAACUCUUGUCCAUUUACAAACAUGUUAUGCUGGGGGGUUGUGGAUUUCCGUCCAAUUAACGUUGGUCCUUGCCCAUACUUUCCACGGGCUAACCAAUUUUUUCAUGACAGUGAAAUUCAGAAAUUUCAAGAAUUGGCUACAAAUGUUAUAAAGGAAGAAUCACACCUUAAUACCUCAGUUAAAGCCUUUAUUGAGAUUUUCCUGCUUUCAAGCGUCUUCAGUCUCCAUGAACUUUCCAAGUGCAAGCGUUCAAAUGGGGUUGCUGGCGUCUUGUCCUUAAUUUGCGGUCGAAAUCAGGAAAAUGAGGUAAUGCAAUUUAUCAUAAAAGCUCUCUGUAUAUCUGAUGUUACUGCUGUCCAAGAACUAUGUAGUCAACUAAAUAAGUUUCAGAAAUCCAUUCAUUGUCCAGAUUUAAAUCUCGUAAAACAAGUCGAUAUCAACGAUACUGAUACCCAAUAUAUCACAGAAUGCUUAGAUGUUACUUACGCUUGGAUACAUAAUUACGGGGGAAAAAGUGAAUCGGAACGCACAAUUGAUGUUCAUCUUGUUGCUCCAUUUGCAAGGGCACCAAAUUCAUUAUUUUUGUACGGAGAAAAUCACUCAGAAGCAGACAAAUUGGAUAAAUCCGAGCGUUCAGAAACGUCACGAUCUGGAAAACCAUGUGACUUCAUUUUCAUUAAACAUAACUAUGAAGCUGGUAUCGGUGAAAAUUCUGGUCCUCUAUGUAAAGACAAUCAUAACAAGGGAAUGACUAAUUUUGUCGAUGUUGUGAAAGUUGCACGUGCCCAACACAUAGCACUAAAAUUAAAAUGUGUUGAAAAAUGUGGAUGCAAUCCAUUGCCACAAGAUAUCCAGGAAGCUCUUAACAUUUAUGGCUUAUUCGAAUGGGCCACACAAGAUUUUCCUCAAAUGGACAAUGACAUUGUCAAUACUGUUUUUCUUGCAAAGAGAUUUCUCAUACAUAGGAAUUUUCUCAAUCGUGUUGGACGGUUAGGAGAAUUGGCUGUGAGAAAGGCAACGAUUGCUGGGGAAACGAUGGAGUUAACACCAGGAAAAGAGACGGUGUUGGAAAAAUUUGUAACACCUAAAUCAAAAAGGGAACUAUUGUCUGAGAAACCUCGUUCUCAGUCACCUACACCAAUAUAUCCAAUGAGAGAGAAGAUUGGUAUAAAUUUAGAACAGUGGGUUUUGGAGAAUGAUAUGUUUUCAAGUGAAACUUAA